Corythoichthys intestinalis (scribbled pipefish) is the source of this 8542-nucleotide messenger RNA. RefSeq names its product protein tyrosine phosphatase non-receptor type 11a (gene ptpn11a). Gene Ontology annotation, cellular component: cytoplasm. The record is from RefSeq and is a predicted model, not a curated record. The coding region runs from base 303 to 2096 and encodes 597 amino acids. Gene Ontology annotation, biological process: protein dephosphorylation; positive regulation of ERK1 and ERK2 cascade. Gene Ontology annotation, molecular function: cell adhesion molecule binding; receptor tyrosine kinase binding; non-membrane spanning protein tyrosine phosphatase activity. NCBI's taxonomy places the organism in Eukaryota, Metazoa, Chordata, Actinopteri, Syngnathiformes, Syngnathidae. The transcript has 15 exons.
CACCCCUCUGGUUUGUCGCAGGUUUGGUGACGUCCAACAAUCAACUCGGGUCUCAAGUCUCCGGGACGGGCCUACUAAAAACUUUACACGUAGGUCUUGCCCCCGGUUUUUUUUUUGUCGAUGCCGUGAUUCGGGCACGCGUAUUGGUCGGAUAUGAGCCGAUGAACGCCGUUGCUCGGCUACUGGAGGAGGGAAAAACGGCCGCCGAGGUUCGCCGCCAAGCUUGGAAGCUACUGCUAGCUACCUAGCUGGGAAGCUACCGCUAGCUGCCAAGUAAGAAAGGAAGUGAGGAGUGAACAAAAAUGACAUCUCGGAGGUGGUUUCACCCCAACAUCACUGGGGUGGAGGCGGAGAACCUCCUGCUGACUCGCGGCGUGGACGGCAGCUUUUUAGCAAGACCAAGCAAGAGUAACCCCGGAGACUUCACCUUGUCAGUGAGGCGGAAUGGCGCCGUCACCCACAUCAAGAUCCAGAACACCGGCGACUACUAUGACCUGUACGGCGGCGAGAAGUUCGCCACUCUGGCCGAGCUGGUGCAGUACUACAUGGAGCACCACGGGCAGCUGAAGGAGAAGAACGGCGAUGUCAUCGAGCUCAAGUAUCCCCUCAACUGCGCCGACCCGACGUCUGAGAGGUGGUUCCACGGGCACCUGUCGGGCCGCGAGGCUGAGAAGCUCCUCACAGAGAAAGGCAAAAACGGCAGCUUCCUGGUGCGAGAGAGUCAGAGUCAUCCUGGAGACUUUGUGCUGUCAGUGCGCACGGGCGACGACAAGACUGACAGCAGCGACAGCAAGCCCAAAGUCACGCACGUCAUGAUCCGAUGCCAGCACGACCUGAAGUAUGACGUUGGCGGCGGCGAGAAGUUUGACUCCCUCACAGACCUGGUGGAGCACUACAAAAAGAACCCCAUGGUGGAGACCCUCGGCACCGUGCUGCAGCUCAAGCAGCCCCUCAACACCACUCGGAUCAAUGCGGCCGAGAUCGAAAGUCGAGUGCGGGAACUCAGCAAGCUGGCGGAGGCCACAGAUAAAGUCAAGCAAGGUUUUUGGGAGGAGUUCGAGACUUUACAGCAGCAGGAGUGCAAGCUGCUCUACAGCCGCAAAGAGGGUCAGAGGGCCGAGAACAAGAACAAGAACCGAUACAAGAAUAUUCUGCCUUUCGACCACACGCGGGUGGUCCUGACGGACGGCGACCCCAAUGAGCCUGGCUCUGACUACAUCAACGCCAACAUCAUCGCGGUGGUGUCGCCCAGCGCGCCCGAGCAGGACAACAAGCCCAGGAAGUCGUACAUCGCCACACAGGGCUGCCUGCAGAACACCAUCAGCGACUUCUGGAGGAUGGUGUUCCAGGAGAACUCGCGGGUCAUCGUCAUGACCACUAAGGAGGUGGAGAGAGGCAAGAGUAAAUGCGUCAAGUACUGGCCUGAGAUGUCUGCUCUGAAGGAAUACGGCGCCAUGCGCGUCCGCAACGUCCGAGAAACUUCGGCGCACGACUACAUCCUUAGAGAACUCAAACUCUCCAAAGUGGGUCAGGGCAAUACGGAGCGCACGGUGUGGCAGUACCACUUUCGGGCGUGGCCCGACCACGGCGUCCCAGCUGACCCCGGCGGCGUCCUGGACUUCUUAGAGGAGGUCAACCUCAAGCAGGAGAGUAUCCAGGACGCCGGGCCCAUCGCCGUGCACUGCAGCGCUGGGAUCGGGCGCACGGGAACAUUCAUAGUCAUCGACAUUCUCAUCGACGUCAUCCGAGAAAAAGGCGUGGAUUGCGACAUCGACGUUCCCAAGAGCAUCCAGAUGGUCCGUUCCCAGCGCUCCGGAAUGGUGCAGACAGAGGCUCAAUACCGCUUUAUUUACAUGGCCGUGCAACACUACAUCGAGACGCUUCAGAGGCGCAUCGUGGAGGAGCAGAAAAGUAAGAUCAAAGGUCGCGAGUACACCAACAUCAAGUAUUCUCUGUCGGACCUGACGGGCGGCGAGCAGAGUCCACUUCCCCCAUGCACGCCGCUGCCCACGCCCACCUGCGCAGACAUGCGUGAGGACAACUCCCGAGUCUACGAGAACGUCGGCCUGAUGCAGCAGCAGAAGAGCUUCAGAUGAGAUCCGCCUCCACACCAUGCCCCUGACCGUUUCUUCGCCAGCCUCGCAGUGCCGCAGACAACAAGAAAGGAAGAAGGCGAGAACUAGUUCAACGCCGAACCACACGGCGGCGCCCGAUUCCCGCCGAGCAAACCCAACCAGUUUGUGUUUCAUCAACGCCAACAGCCAUUUUCUAUAUUUUUUUUGACCAUCUUUUUGACCUUAAGCAAAACUUGUUGAUUGUGCCAGAAAAAGUUCUGCUUGAACUUUGACAAUUGGACUCCUGACCUCGCCGCAACUGCCUUGAAGACAAACCCGCGUCCUUUUACAUUCACAUCGCCUCCGCCGAACGUCCGUUCGAGCGCAAACGUUCGUUCUCAAGUGCAAAUUGUACAUUACGCGCAAAGGUUUUGGGACCUUGACUUUUGGAAUGAAAUUUCAGCGAGUGUUCACAGCGCCGGCAGGCGGUGUUUGCCAGGCAAUCGCAGGUCACGUAUCGACUAACUCAUCAGCUGCCAUUGAUUGUUUGAGAGACGGCAAUCCAAAUGGAGCUGAUGUCUGUUUAACUGAAACGUGAUCAUUGGCAGUAAAUGAAAGUACAAGGGUGGCCAUAGAGGUCCAGCCAUUUGAACUGGGUGGGCUGCAGUGCCAGCCCCCCAGUUCAAAUGGAGUGGACGUGUAAUGGUGAAAAGCUCAUUUCAAUUCACAGCACAUGAUUGGAUAUCUAUCGUCAAUGGCACUGAAAGAGUUCAUGAUAACCUUUCAUCUUUGCCGAUCAACCGCAAAAUUAUUCAACAGAUUUCACUGUCAAUUAGCAUGUUGAAGUGUUAUUGAUGGCUAUACGAUUCAGAUUAAUCACAAUAUUUAGAUUUUUUUGUGCGGUGGGUAAACUGUAAAAUUCACUGAUUAAUCUCAGAAUUAUUCGAAGGAUCAAUCAGUCAAUAAUUAGCCAGACGUGCACAGUUUAAAUUGGUUAAACUCUUAAUUUAAUUAACUCACUGGCUGCCAUUAAUGGCGGUAAACCUCCAAUCCAUUUGAAAUGGGGAGGGGGGGCUGCAGCCAAUGGACAAAUGUUCAUUCGCUGCCAACCCUCCUACUUCAAAUGGAUUGGACGUCUACUGGUGACACUCAUUUAAAGACCAUAAUGACUUGGAGUCCAUCGUCCAUGACGCUGAAAGAGUUAAUGGGUAACACUUUAUAAUAACUAUCCGUUUUACUAGUUAAUAGAUCAUUAGUAAACUGUUGAUAAAUGAUUUAUUGUUGAUUUGUGAAGUAUUUGUUAACAGUUUACAGGGUGUUCCAAUAUGGUUGACCCCAUUCUAAAUGCCCAUGCUAGUUGAUGGAUCUUAAUAAAACUAUAUACAGUUUAUGUUGAAGGUCAUAAGUUUUAUUGGUUAAAUAUACAAAGAAGGUUCUAUUGCAGAUAUUCAUAAAUGUGCAACAUGAGCGCUGCCUGCAAAAUGCCUUAUCAAAAUGCCUUUUCUUUUGGCGGAACGGCAUUUCUUAACCUGAAAAGAUGCCAAAAAACCUGAAACGUUUCUACACAAACUGUGUUUCAGGUUAAGAACACCCUGUAAAUGCUUAACAAACUGUUAACAAAUACUUCACAAAUCAUAAAUAAAUCAUUUAUCAACAGUUUACUAAUGAUCUAUAACUAGUAAACGGAUAGUUAAUAUAAAGUGUUACCAGUUAAGGAUAGAAUUACCUGUCAAUUUUUUGCGAUUAAUCCAUGAAUUCUAAUGCCUUCAAUGCUACUGACUCAGUGAAGUUGUUAAAGCGACGGCGUUGAGGUCAGUAAACAUCCAGGUCGUCCGAACUGGUCGUGAAUGAGUUAAUUUGCCUGCACAUGACUCAUCCUGAAAUUUCACCCCAAAACGCAGUAUCACAAACUUUAUGUGUAUGACUCAUGUUUUUUUUUUUUUUUUUUUUCCCAAUAUACGAUGGAAACCAGAAGUUUACAUGCAAUGUACAAAGACACAUUCUCAUACCACUAAAUGGGGAAUGGUCUCGAAAUGUUUGACCUCUAGCACAAUUAGGAUUACUAAAAUAAUUCUAGCUGUUCAAAGCUGGAACAAUGAGUGACUAGAAUUUACUUAGUUCAGGAUGUCAUUAUGGUUCAUCCUUGGGUGCAAUUUCCGAGUGCCGCAUUUAACACCAUGGAGUCAUCACUGGUAGCAAGAAAAUAUAUAUUUUGAUCAUCUUAAUUGACCAAAAAAAAAAAAAACUUUAGUCCGAUUGGAAGCAUUGGCUGCCAUUGACGGUAUGAACGUCCAAGCCUUAGUGACUGUAAACAUCUGGUUUCAAUACUCAUACUUGACAACUAAAUGCCUUGCGCGUACCGUUGCCGCCGCCGCCUCCAUGUGUUCGCCAAAGGUGACGAGAAGCACGAUAUGCUCUUUGCUUAGCUUAGUGCUUAGCGAGCCUCUAUCCGCAAGCCAACACUAAGACCCCAGCAAGGAAAAUGCGCUAAAACGAGUCAAAACACUAGAAUGCGGGGCUGCUUAAUAGUAUGGGCCACAUAAAAAAAAACUUAUAUUAAAUAUUUAAAUAAAAAAUGGACUAGUAAUCUUCCAAAUCAUGGCUGUAAAACUGGCAGCCCGGGGUUCAGAUCUGGCCCACUGUCGUACAAAAGUACAUCAGGUGCAUUGACCAUGUUUCUCACUACAGUAACAUUUCAAUAAAAUCUGUAAAGUGAAAAUAAUUAGAAUGUAAAAAUUCCCUUUAAAUUAAAAAUAUGACAGUUUUCCUUUCCUUGAAUAGAAAAUAAAAAUUGUAAAAUGAAAUAUUUGAUAAUCAGAGGAUCACAAAAAAAUUUGUGGCCUAAUUUGUAACAGAUUGACUAGGGGUGCACAAUAUCCAUUUUUUGGAACCGAUACCGAUAUCGAUAACUUCCUGCUCCUCAAAGCCGAUACCGAUAUCAAUAACAGAUUAAUAAAUAUAUAAUUUUUUAAAUGUAUAACCUGUGUUUUUGAGCACCUGGAGGUUUAAAAAAAAAACAAAAAACUAGUGGUGGAUUCAACAUAGAUUUGCCUUUGAUCUCACCAGAUUUUUCAUAAUGACAUGAACAAAACAGUGCGUUUCACUUCUGCACUGCCCGACAGCCAUCUAAAAAUGAAUGCACUUCCAUAAACCACAAGGCUUUCUUGCUUUUAUGGGAAGACCCUUGUCUUAAUAUUGUGAAAGUACAACAGAAAAAUACACAUACUCAAUAUACAACAAACUGCACAAUACACUUAUAUACACAACUAUUAUAUGUAUAGCAUAGCACACUAGCUUGAGUUACUAAAGCAUUGGCUGGCUUCUAUAACACAACUUAUGAAGUUCUGUACAUAUGACCCUUCACCACAGAAGUAAACAUAUGUUGCACAUCAAUAUGUUAUAGUAAACAUAAAAUACUUACAUAUAUUUCCGAGGUGGAAACGUAACAGAAAGCAUUCACAAUUGUCAAUGCUACUGCUAGACACCGCAAUGUGUAUGUGAAUGAGCUUGUAAUGUGAACCAAACUACUGUAGCAAAAAAUAGAUGCAGCCAAUUAUUCUGACCAGCAGGUGGGAGCAAUUCCCCACAAAUGGUCAACUGCUUUCCCAUGCUAGUGUGCCAGCACAAUGCAUAUUAUUGUACAUAUUAUUGGUCCUAUUAUUAUGUUAAUGAAUUUAUCGGGAUGACGUCAUAAUUCCUAUUAUCGGACCAAUAAUUAUCGUGCACCAGUAAGAUUGACAAAGAUCGUUGAAAACUGAAAUUAAUCUGAGUUAUGCAGGGUUGUUCUGUAGUCAUUUAAAAAAAAAAAAAAAAAAAAGGUCUGAAAAGGCGCAGAAUAUCAUCCUUUGGCCCGCAAGUUUAAGACUACCGCACUAAAACAGCGAAAAGCACUUGCCAACAAAAAUGCCGUAGAAGUUAUGCAAAGCUAAUUUGCCAGCUCAUUUAUGAGAUUCUGUUCCGGGACUGUCAACUAAUAUGCUUUUUGUCUACACUAGUAGAUCACAUUCUUAUCGGAAGAAAACUAAUACAUGUAGUGAGUGCAGUUUUGACAUCCUCGACAACAGGAUGUGUAAUUAUCGUUUAACGCACUAAAAUGGUGAUGAAGUGGCACUUGUUUGUAAUCGGUGCACUUCAUCUCACUUCAGCCUAGCUUCUCAGCACUCAGAAUCCAUUAAGGUGCUUUAAUCUCAAAAUUCCUCUGUUUAUUUCAGCUUAGUUGCUUGUACCGUAAUUUUCGGACUAUAAGACGCUACUUUUAAUUUUGAAUCCUGUGGCUGAUCGUCCAGUGCGGCUUAUUUGUUGAUUUAUUUGGCGUAAUAGGUAACACUUCAUCUGACAGUGACUUCAUGAGACCGUCAUAAUUAUGACAUGACACUAUCAUGUGCAUUACUGAAUGCUUAUGACAGAUGUCAAUAAGUGUCAUCCGGCAAAUUAUGUCAUUAACUCCAUUUAUGUCCAGCUCGGAUCUUUGAAAUCCAUUUAAAAGUGAGAUAAUUUGCCGGAUAACACCAAAUGACAUCUGUUAUAAGCAUUCAUUAAUGCUCAUGACAGUCUCAUGUAAGGCUGCAGCUAUCAAUUAUUUUAGUAGUUGAUUAAUCGAUGAACUAGUUAGUUUGAAUAAUCGAAGAAUCGGAUAAGGAAGAUGAAAAAUUGAAAUACCUGAGCUGAGCCUCAAACGGUAAAAAUAAAUAAGGAUCUCUGUACAACAAAAAACAAUUGGCUAACUUAUUUAGAAAAAGUCCUCUAGCUUCAAUGCUAUAAAAUGUUAUUUUUUUUUACAAUGCUCUUAACAAGUAGUUCAGACACAUAUUCCUACAAAAAACUGCUAAAUAUAUUUAUAAACUGAAUUACGAAUGAAUUCAAAAACAUUAGCUCAAACAAAAACUUAGCUUAUGUUUGUCUCAACAGGGUGCAGUCGGAUUCAGCCAUGUGAAAUGAGGCAGACCAGAGGGCAGUGGAUCCACCCUAAUGAAUAAAACUAAAUGCAAACACUUUCAAAAUAAACCAUUAUAUCGCCACUUUAAUUAACCGAAUACUCGAAGCAACAAAAUUUAAUGUGAAAAUUUUAUCCUAAUUAAAUACUCGAGUUAAUCGAUUAAUAGUUGCAGCACUAGUCUCAUGUCAUAAUUAUGAUAGUCUAACGACAGUCUAAUGGCGCCACUGUCAAAUAGUGUUACCAAAUACCAUAACUAGCAAUUAAUGAAACAACUGGAAGAGUAACUGAAGAAAUAAUUAGUACAGAACAUGAAUUUUGAUUGUUAUUUACGUCUGUAGCGCUGCAAUGCAUGCUAGGAGGCAUGUUGGACAACAACAGUGUUGACACCAGGAGGCAGCAGAGGUUGACUGCCCCCCGCCCCCAAGGGAGCACUGAUGGCCAAAUCAAGCUUCUUGAAGCAAUGAAGCUUUGCAGCCAAUUGGUUCAAAGCUUCAAGGUCGUUCAUUGGGCCUUAUGACAGUCAUAUGAUGCCGCUGUUAAAAUAAGUGUGACCGGUUAAUAUCUUUUGGUGAGGACAUAUCUAAUACAGUGAGGACAGCUGCUGCUUAUUGUCCAGUGCGGAUUAUCUAUGAACAAAUGUUGUUUUCGUGUCAAGUUUGGCAGGUGGUAGCUUUUAGUCAGAUGCGCCUCUAUAGUGCAAAAUUUAUGGUAAUUAAAUGCUAGUAAUGCACUACUGUUGUCUAAUUGGAACUUUCACUUCAGCUUCAGAAUUAAAAAUAAUAGCAAAACGUGACUUGAAUCACAAGUUCCUCAAUUUAUUUCAACAUAGAUCCUUGGGGCUAAAAUUGAACUAAACUACGACUAUUGUCUAAUUGGAGCUCCCUCAGCUAAGUUCCUUAGCUUCCAGAUUCAUUGAGAUGGUGGUGAAGCGCAACUCGUAUGCCAAUGAGGUUCCUCAACUCAUUCCAACAUAGUUCUUUAGUACAAAAAUCACUUCAAAGCUCUACUUUUUGUCUCGACAAAGCUUCCCGACUUAGCUCAACAUAAUUCCUUGGCCCUAACGCGCUACAGUAUGCGCCAAAAGCAAUAAUUUUACCACAUAAUAAGCAGACCACCGAGCCAAAUGGAGGCUAAGCUAACGCACAUUAUCGGGCUUCUCGUCGUCCGAUCAUUUCAAACGUGGCCUGAAAAUUUCCUCGCUCCGCCUUCACCGCGAAACCACGCGUCAACUCACGGACGUGCCUUUUGCGCAACUGCACAGCUCUUUAACACUCAUACGGGACUCUUGUCGGCGAAAAAAAGAACUCAAGUCUAUUUUUCAAGGUGUAUAUUGUACAUGAGCAGACUGUACUUAGUGAAAGAUAACAUAUCUACUUGCCAUGAAGGUCAAGUGUAUGUAUAUGCAUAUUGUUCUCUCUUGACACACACGAGACACGACCAAUACAAGAGUUUAUUAUAAAUAUUAAAAGUUGAAAAAAAAAAUGCAGUUAACCACGUUAACGUCCUUACUAUGAAUAAAUGGCGAGCUCUUGCCUAAUUUCACCACUGUGUU